This is a messenger RNA of Fusarium musae, 876 nucleotides long. RefSeq lists its product as uncharacterized. The record is from RefSeq and is a predicted model, not a curated record. Gene Ontology annotation, biological process: mitotic cytokinesis; actomyosin structure organization. The coding region runs from base 1 to 876 and encodes 291 amino acids. Gene Ontology annotation, cellular component: myosin II complex; cytoplasm. The transcript has 3 exons. Gene Ontology annotation, molecular function: calcium ion binding; cytoskeletal motor regulator activity; myosin heavy chain binding. NCBI's taxonomy places the organism in Eukaryota, Fungi, Ascomycota, Sordariomycetes, Hypocreales, Nectriaceae.
AUGUCUGUGCCGGUAACAUACAAGCCUUCUCCUCUGGGCUAUGGCUCUUCACCUACUCGAAGCUCUCCAUUUCGUCGCGCCGAAUCUCCUGCAUCGCCCUCUCCCCUAAGACACACUACUCCCACCGGAUCACCGACAAAGGCAGGACCUUUCGGCUCGACUUCGCGCUUUGCUAGACCUACAACUCCCACAAGCACACAACCCAGUUGGACACCAAAGGCCAAGACUCCUGUUAGAGACGAGAUGAAUUCUUCGCCUUCGCGUAUGUCUCCAGUGGCCGUGGCCCCAAGGACUCCAGUAUCAAAGUCGCUUGGCAAUGGCAAUGCUCUAUCGCAACUGCAAGCAACCCAGGUCCGAACAUUGAGAGAUGCUUUCCAGAUCAUGGACCGAGAUUGCGAUGGUGUCGUAAACCGCGAGGAUGUUACUGAUAUGCUCAACCAGCUGGGUCUGCCUUCAAACCCAGCUGACGUAUCCAAGUUCUUUCCUCCAUCAGCACCCCAGACAAUCACUCUCGCAGUUUUCCUCAACUCGCUUGCCGACGCACUUGCAGCACUUUCACCAAGCGCCGAGCUGCUGUCUGCCUUCUCUGCCUUUGAUGACGACGAUAGCGGCCAGGUCGACUUGGUCGAGCUGCGAAAAGCACUUCUUGACACAGCACCCGAGCCCGGUGAGAAGGCUCUAACUGCCAGUGAAGUUGAUAAGAUCAUGAAUGGGUUCACUGGACGACGAGCUUUCAACCGCAACAUGAACGCUCACCUUGGUGCAAAAAGAGGUGAGGUGUUCAAGUACCAGGAAUUUGUUGGCUCUAUCAUGGGCUCCAAUAACGGUUCGGAUAACCAGUCUCAUGAUAAUGAGGAUGAUGAAGUUUUCGUGUAA